This is a messenger RNA of Betta splendens (Siamese fighting fish), 2584 nucleotides long. RefSeq names its product fat storage-inducing transmembrane protein 1. The transcript is spliced from 2 exons. Lineage: Eukaryota; Metazoa; Chordata; Actinopteri; Anabantiformes; Osphronemidae. Gene Ontology annotation, biological process: lipid droplet organization; phospholipid biosynthetic process; lipid storage. Gene Ontology annotation, cellular component: endoplasmic reticulum membrane. The record is from RefSeq and is a predicted model, not a curated record. Bases 670 to 1617 code for a protein of 315 amino acids.
AGCUUAGCAUUGUAAGGAUGUGUGGGAAAGACACAAGAAACGCACCGUCAUCCAGCUGGAGUUUAAAGAUUAAAAAAGCAGCAGAGUGUUUUACUCAACAUGUAAAGAUGAGAUUUAUUCAUUAUGGCUCUGAUGUGAAGACUUGGCCUGGGAAGGAACAAAUCAAACACUGGAUGUACUGUGAGAAACGCAGCUGUUCAUGUGCCAAAUGCAGACUGGCAACAGUUUCUAACUUCAAUUAGUUCUGGCUCCAGCAGCUGAUUCUAAGAAUGGAGGAGUAAUGGAGAAGCGAGGAAGCGGCCAGUGAGCCGUUUUAUGUCAGAAUCUAUUAUUUCUGCAGGAUUUAGUUGCUCCACGUGGUGUUGGUUUAGGUCCUGCAGCAUUGCAGUUUACUUCACACCAGUCCUGCACUUGAACUGUUUGCUCAUUGUUGGGAAGAAUGGGGUAGUUUCCAGCACCAGCCAUCAGCGUGUCUCUGCUUUCAGACUGUUGUGGAGGGGGAGGGCUGAGAGGACUGAAGGGUAUUUUUAUAAAGCAUGUGCUCUCCUGCACGUCUGACAGUGAUAAAGUAGCGGGUCACACACACGGAGUUGAGCACUGGGCUCGAACUGCACCGAGCUAAACCCAAGGACGCUCGCUCCAACUUUCCUCAUUCUCAAGAAGGAAACCAUGAAAGUGGGGACGGAAAACUUCUCCGGUUCAGACGUCAACAUGGAGAAGUUGUACAAGGUGUCGGUCAGGCUGAUCCAGCCUUGGAAGACCGUCCUCUGGCUGCUGGACGCGGCUCUGGACUUUGGAACGGAUCUACUGGCUAGACUGUUAGGAAGCCGCCUGGUCCGACGGCACUUCCACCUGCUGCUGUCUGCCUUGGUUCUGUUUGGACCCCUGCUCAGUUUCUGGGUGUCGAGGUAUAAUGUCUUUGCAAACAGCAACCACUACGUGUACAGGAAGUUUCUCAGGUCCACGUGGGGCUGGACAUGCGUCCUCACUGCCUCCUUCAUCCUCCUCCGUUCGCUGGCUGCACGUCACCCGCCAUCUCUCACCCUGCGCCACCUGUCCCGUGUGGCGGUGGUGGGCCUGCUGUGGCAGGGGGGCCAGCGCCUGCUGACGCUGCUGGAGGACGCAGCCGGGGCCUGUUACGAACCUCUGAGCCCACAGGACGCCGAAGGCGCCGCCGCCGCCGGACAGCUGCCCCUUCUCCUGCACGAGGACUGGACCAAGGCCUCGUGCCUCAGAGCCAAGCUGGUGUGGAGAGGAUACGACGUGUCCCAGGACGUGCUCGUCCUCUGCCUGUGCUGUCUGCUGCUGGUGGAGGAGCUGUCCGUGUUCCACCCUCACCUCGGCCAAGUGAAGCCACCACACGGAUCCCAGGGGCUCCCGUUACGACUGGUCUUCCUCCUGUGUGCACUCCUACUGGCUCUGUGGGUGUUCCUGCUGCUUUGUUUGCUGGCACACUUUCCCAAGUUCCCUGCCCAGCAGUUGGGGGGAGCUCUUGGCUACUUGGGCUGGAGAGGACUCUAUCAGGGCUGGUACAGGUUCAGGUCGAGCUGGGGCUGUCCAGGUUUGCCGAGUGAUGGACUUUUCACCUCCGCGGACGCGAACAAAGAGCCAAGAUAAGAUGGAAGUGGGUAGGUGACAUUUUGGGGACAGUGGUGGAAAGAAGCUGAAGAUGCGAGCAAGGUUUUGUCAAGACAGUUGAUAAACAUACAUGGUCACAUUGGACGCCACUCAGAUCACAACCACCUGGAAAGAAAAAAAUCAGUGAAGCCAACGGUACCAGAAUCAUGUUGCUUUAUUUUGUCAUGUGAAACCAAACUGCAGCCCAGUAAGAAGAAGCCGUUUCUACCACAGGGGGAGUCCCGUUACUUUAAGACAGUGUCAUAAAACACUGGUUGUAUCCUAGAAAGCCAGUGAGGGAGAGUUUGCUGGCGUCGCUCUCAGUAGAUGAGAGCUUUCCCGUCUCCUCUGGGUCUCUUAAUCUUGUCGUAGUUCUUGUUAAUGAUAUCAAACAGCACAGCCUGCGGGGGCAAAUAACACACACACAAAGUCAAAUACAGAUAUCCAACGUCCUUUAAAUGGCAGUUUAAUCGCUGUAAACACGACAGCUGUGACCUUACAUAUGUGUUGCGGAUGUCCAGAACCACGAGGCGGAGCUCACGGUACUGAUACUGGUCGAGCUCGUGAACCAGCUGUCUGUAGUCUCCCUGCAGCACAGAGCAGACACACACAGCGGGGCGUUAGCCUGACACAUGCAGGCGUAGGAUCUGAACCACGUGCACACAAACAUGAAGUGAAGUGCAGGAGACACUCACCACGUGUGGCUGUUUGGAGGCUUUGGCCACAGCAUCACCUCUCUCACUGUAGUAUCUGGUGAAGCAAAGAGAAGAGAGAUGUUUUUCAUCCUUCAUUUUAAAAGUCAUAGCUAGAUCACUAGUCUCUAAAGUUCCACUAUCUAAAUGUUUUCCACAGAGUCACGCAGACUGUCAAGGCUUCAGGCCUGUGUGAACUGCCUUAGUUCAAGUCUGUGGCAUAUUUUGAUAUUUUGUUAUGUGUUGCACCAGAACAAUUAAAGACCUUCAUUAUA